Zingiber officinale is the source of this 2026-nucleotide messenger RNA. Its product is annotated as 4-alpha-glucanotransferase DPE1, chloroplastic/amyloplastic-like. Bases 81 to 1841 code for a protein of 586 amino acids. Gene Ontology annotation, biological process: carbohydrate metabolic process. Gene Ontology annotation, molecular function: 4-alpha-glucanotransferase activity. The transcript has 16 exons. The record is from RefSeq and is a predicted model, not a curated record. NCBI's taxonomy places the organism in Eukaryota, Viridiplantae, Streptophyta, Magnoliopsida, Zingiberales, Zingiberaceae.
AUAUCCACUUUCUUUGUCACUCUUUCCCUCUCCUUAUUUCCUCCCCUUCCUCCGUGCGUUCACUCUCUUUCUCUGCCACAAUGGUAUCACUCUCCCUUUCCCCGGGCGUCCUCCCAGCCGCUGCCUCGUUCUCCACCCGCGGCCGGAUCGCUGCACUUCCUUCUUUCCUCAGAUCGCAGAUCGCAGCCCCUUCACCGGCGUCUUGGCGGACUAGGAUUCGCCGCCGACAGUGCGAUCGGUUCUUCGCUUCAUCCGCAGUUCUGGCGGAAGCCCUGCGUGCCGGGGACGAUUUGCCCCACGACUACGAAGCUUGGACGCCGGUCGCGGACCCUAGGCGACGGCGGAGGGCGGGCGUGCUCCUCCAUCCGACUUCCCUGCCAGGUCCGCACGGGAUCGGGGAUCUCGGCGACGAGGUUAUUCGCUUCUUGGAUUGGCUUCAUUCCGCUGGCGUAUCUGUGUGGCAGGUUCUACCGCUUGUUCCACCAGGAAGGAAGUCCAGGGAAGAUGGAUCACCCUACUCUGGCCAGGAUGCAAAUUGUGGUAACACGCUGUUGAUUUCUCUUGAGGAGUUAGUCAAGGAUGGUUUACUGUUGAAGGAUGAACUUCCGGAGCCAAUGGAUAUGGAUCAUGUUGACUUUGAAGCAGUUGCAAUGCUGAAGGACCCUUUGGUCACAAAAGCAGCUGAAAGACUUCUUCUAAGUCAGGGCAUUCUUAAACGGCAAUUCUAUGAUUUUCGAAGGGAUCCUGGAAUUUCAGGUUGGCUUGAAGAUGCAGCUCUAUUUGCAGCAAUUGAUAACAGUGUUAAUGCAUUUUCCUGGAAUGAAUGGCCUGAACAAUUGAAAAAUCGACAUCUUGCAGCUUUGGAAGAUGUGUAUCAAAAACAAAAAGACUUUAUAAAUAUCUUUAUUGCUCAGCAGUUCUUGUUUCAAAGACAGUGGCAAAGGGUUCGUCAGCAUGCACAAACAUUAGGAAUUAAAAUUAUUGGAGACAUGCCUAUUUAUGUAGGUCAUCAUAGUGCAGAUGUUUGGGCUAAUAAGAAAUCAUUUUUACUGGAUAGAAGUGGUUUUCCUAGACUUGUAAGUGGUGUCCCACCAGAUGCCUUCAGUGAAACUGGGCAACUAUGGAACAGUCCUUUGUAUGAUUGGAGGUCUAUGGAGGAGAAUGGUUUUGCUUGGUGGAUACAGAGAAUCAGGCGUGCUCUUGACCUUUAUGAUGAAUUUCGGAUAGACCACUUUCGAGGGUUAGCUGGCUUUUGGGCUGUCCCUGCCGAAUCUAGUAUCGCAAUGUUUGGAAGCUGGAAAGUUGGACCAGGGAAAGCUUUCUUUGAUGCUGUCUUUAAAGCUGUUGGGGAUAUUGAAAUAAUUGCAGAGGAUUUGGGGGUAAUAACACAAGAUGUGGUUCAGCUAAGGAAGGAUAUCGGUGCUCCUGGCAUGGCGGUUCUCCAGUUUGCCUUCGGAAGUAAUGCGGAUAACCCUCACCUGCCUCAUAACCAUGAAGAGCAACAAAUUGUAUAUACAGGCACACAUGAUAAUGACACAAUCCUAGGAUGGUGGGAGGUCAUUGGCGAGGAGGAGAAGGAUACUGUGAGGAAGUAUCUUUCCUUGGCUGAUGACACUGAUAUAUCAUGGGCUCUGAUUCAAUGUGCUCUCUCUUCAGUAGCACGGACUGCUAUCAUAACGAUGCAAGACAUCCUUUGUCUCGGAAGUAAUGCUAGGAUGAACACACCCGCAACACAGUUGGGGAACUGGAAGUGGAGGAUACCAAGUUCGAUAAGGUUCAACAACCUAAAUCCUGAAGCAGAGAAGCUGAAGGGCCUCAUUUCUAUGUACAACCGGCUGUGAUGUUAAAUUAACCUUGUGCACACGUGGGUUCAUCUGAUCGAGACUUUCUAUAUUUUCAUUUGAUUGAGUUUUUUUUUAUUCCCAUUUUGCUCUAGAGGGAGAGUUGAAUCGAAAUCAAGCAAAACAUAUAUUUACAUUUUACAUUUAACAUCACAUAUAUAUAGAUUCUUAAUUUGUGUAGCAAA